AUGUCGAUUCAUGUACACGUACGUGAUCAACCAUCAGUAUCUAGUAUUCGAUCUAAAAAUAUAUACAACGAUCAAUUAAAUUCACAAUCAACUCAUGUCCAUCUUGUAAAACGUAAUCGAUAUUGUCGUCAUCGAUCACACAAGUUAAUAAGAAAAGAAAUUCAAUCAAAUAUAUUAGAUUCUAAUCAAAAUCAAGCAACGAAUAAUACCACGAAACCUAUUAUAUUUCAAAAAGAUCGAAACUCAGACUCGAAUACUCUCAGUACACUUUAUCAUCAAAAUGAAUCUGAUAAAUCAUUCAUUUCUCGAAUGAAAAAUGCCAAACAUCCAACAUCUGUUAUAUCAAUUUUACAAUGUUGUAAUUUGUCAUUCUAUUCUAAUCAAAAUUCAAAGCAUUAUAAAGAUAAUUCAACGAAAGAAACAAUAGAAUCAAAAAUUACUAAUCAUAGUGAGCAGAGCAAUGAAUGGCCAGAUUGGAUAACUUUUCAAAAUGGACAUCGUCAAAAAGAUGAUAGAAACAAAAAGAAUAAAUUUUCACAACAACGUAUAAUCAUAUCAGUAGUUACAGGCCUUGUUUUAAUUAUAGCUAUUGCUAUUACUCUUGGUAUUCUAUUGACGAGAUCGAAAGCAACAAUAAAUACAAUGUCUAUCCUUCGUUGGAAUCCAUCAGCUAUAACUAUAGCUGGUAGUACAGGUCAAAAAGGAAAUGCUUCAAAUCUACUUAAUGUACCUUUUGGUUUAACAUUAGAUUCUUCUACUACACUCUAUAUAGCUGAUGGAUUUAACAAUCGAGUACAGAAAUAUUUAAGAGAUGAAUCGUUCGGUGUUACAGUUGCUGGUCAAGUAGAUGGAUCUUCGAAUUCAACAUCCAGCUAUUUAAAUUUUCCUAGUGAUGUUGCUGUUGAUUCAGAUGGUAAUAUCUACGUAACAGAUACAUUUAAUUAUCGUGUUCAAUUAUGGACUAGUGGAUCAUCUUCCGGUACAUUAGCUGCUGGUACUGGUAUUUCUGGAAGUACCAAUGAUACUUUAAGUAUAGUAUAUGGAAUAGCACGUGAUUCAAGUUCAGGCACACUUUAUAUAUCAGAUACAGGCAACCAUCGUAUAAUGCGCUACCUUUCGGGUGCUUCAUCAGGGACUGUUAUUGCAGGUGGUAAUGGAGCUGGAUUAAGUAUCACACAAUUGUCAAAUCCCAUAGGUCUUUGUUUUGAUUCAUCAACAAAUAGUCUAUUAAUUGCUAAUUAUGGUGCUAAUAAUAUUGUUCGUUGGAUAAUAGGUAGUCAAAACUGGACACUUGUAGCUGGUAACAUAAAUGGUUUAAGUGGUAGCACAUCAAAUAAACUCAAUCAACCAACGGAUGUUACAAUAGAUCCAAUGGGUAAUAUUUAUGUUGUUGAUAUGGGUAAUAAUCGUGUACAAUUUUUUUCCUAUGAUCAAUCAAAUGGUACAACAAUUGCUGGUGUAACAAAUUCAAAUGGUAAUACUUCAAUUUUACUCAAUAAUCCAUAUUCUAUAACACUUGAUAAUCAACUUAAUUUAUAUGUAGCAGAUACAUAUAAUCAUAGAAUACAAAAAUUUAUUCGAUUUUAA
Rotaria sp. Silwood1 is the source of this 1587-nucleotide messenger RNA. The record is from the annotation of a GenBank genome assembly. NCBI's taxonomy places the organism in Eukaryota, Metazoa, Rotifera, Eurotatoria, Philodinida, Philodinidae.